AUGCUUGUCAUGAAGCACAUAAGCGUGAAUGGUUUAGUGGUAAAAUUCUCCGUUGCCAUCGGGGAGCCCUGGAUAUUCCUCCAUUCUGCCUCUUCCCUCUUCCCCUCUCUACGCGAAGAGGCACCAGGCCAGCCCCGGUCCUCGGCUUAUUCCGCCCGUCCCAAAAUUUCCAUGACAGCUACCUUCUCAGCCUUUACCGGUCUCGCCCAGAGAGCCAACACGCAGUCGCAGUCCGCAAUCAACCCGACAGGCUCUCCAAUCGCAGAAAUGGCCAAAAAGAAGAAUAAACAGCAGUUGGAGAUCACCCAAGACAAGGCCGGCGAGACCUCCGCACCAGGACCAGCACCAGCACCGGCACCAGUGCCAGGGCGCGCCUCUGUGUCCAGGCCUGUUCAGGGCCAUGCCACCAAGCCCACCGGCAGCAGCCCCACAGACGGCGUCCCUGCCCUCAUCAUCUGCCGCAACAAACACUGGCGCUACAUCUCCUCCUUCCACGGCCCCUGGCUCCAGAUGCCCAUCGAAAUCCUCGAGACCAUCGCCAACGUCAACUACAACGCCCCGCGACCGCGCCCCAUCGACCCCGCCGUCCUCUUCGACCUCGUCAAGAUCCGCCGCCUCGUCGACGAAGCCACCAACCUCGCCGUCCGCGCCGCGAGCGACACCACCUCCCCCGCCCUCGGGAACCUCUACGGGGGCGGCGGCGGCGGCGGCGCGGGCGGCGGGGGCGCCAAGCUGAGCCGGGAGCGCAAGUUCCGCAUGCGCGAGCAGGCCGCCCAGAAACUCGCCCGCGCCUACCGCUUCGACGAGAUCGCCUGCAGCGUCGCCACCAUGCAGGGCGCCUCCACCCUCGAGGGGAUCGGCUCCUUGGUUCUGCAGCGCAACCCCGCCGACCCGGACGCCAAGUACGUCCACUUCUUCCACGAGAAGAUCCCCUCGCGCCAGCUCGCCGCCUCCACCAGCCUGACCCCCCUGCGCGAGAUCAUCGACGCCCGCCCCACCGACCCCGAGACCUGGCGCACCCGUGCCACCGUCCGCAUCUUCAAGGAGGAUUACGAGGGUGCCGCUAUGGAUCUGACCCAGGCUCUGCAGGUCCAUCGCUUCCACCGCCCGCACCUCGCCUUGGCUGCUGCGGCCGGAUCCGCCGUGCUGGGCAGCACGCGGAGGCCGCCCGAUGUCAUCUUGACCGAGGACCAACAGCCGAGCAGUCUGGAAACCCAGCUCCUCUUCCAGCGAGCUGGUGUCUAUCUCACCAUCGCAUGCCAGCAUGUGGCCGCGGGGCUGCCUGAUCAUCCUCUUGCUGGUCGGAAGAAUGGUCAGAAUGCCCAGGCCGAUGCCGAUGCCGAUGCCGAUGCCGCCGCCGAGUCGCCGCGCGAACUUUCCCCGGAGGACAAGGAAGCCUCGCGCCGCUCACUCGAGCACCGCAAGCUGGUCAAGACAUACGCCAAGCGAGCCUUAAGGGACUACAUGGGUUACUUGGCCCAAUUCGACUACACCCCCGACCUCCCCGUCAAGCUGACCAGGGAUUUCACCGAGAAGAUCAACAUGUCUGCCCAGGGUAACCGCCACCCUCGCCUUCCAGAUUCCGGGACCACCCCGACAUACACCGUGUACCCUCUCCCGGACCUCUUCAACGCCGUCCCCCCUGCCCAUCUCCCCGCCUACCCGCCCCAAGACGUCGUCAUGUCACGCAAUCGUGGUGGCCCCGCCCCGCCCUCCUCUGCCAGCAACGAGGCCGUCGCCUACCACCCCCUCCUCACCGAUGCCCUCCACUCCCUCCUCCUCUGCCACUGCCUCGUCCAGACCUCUGCCAAGGAGCUCCUCCGCCACGCCUACAUGGUCGCCCGCCUCGCCCGCCUCGCCGACGGCUAUCCCGUCUUCCAAGCCAGCCGCUCGCCCGCCCGCGCCGACUGGCUCGAAGUCCUCCGCCGCGCCAACAACUGGAUCCAGCUCACCCCUUCGUGGGAGCAGCUCUGCGCCCCGGCCCCGCUACCCGCCUUGGACGACCGAGGAGGCGACGGCUCAUCAUCAUCAUCAUCAUCAUCAUCAUCAUCAUCAGCGCCGCCCAAGUCGCGCCUCCAUCACCCGGCCCCCGACCUCGCCGCUGCCGCCGCCGCCGCCGCCGCCGUCACGCGCGGGAAGGCCGCGGAGGAACCCCCCCUAGCCGUCGAGGAGGCAGACGAGCAGCAGCGCCGCGAGCGCAUACGGCAGCAGGCCAUCAUGGAAACAUUCGAGGACGACCGCGUGGUCGACGAGGCGACGUUCCGCGCGGCGGUGACGGCCCGGCAGAACCGCGCCGAGGCGGACCAUUUGGAGGAGCAACAGAAGCUACGGAACGGCGGGACCAACGGCGCUGGCGGUCCGAAGCCCUCGUCUGUGACGACGACGACGACGACGACCCGGGGCGAAGGCGCCGCUGGCCCUUCAUCCUCUUCUCCUUCUUCGUUAGAUCAGUACAGGCAAGGAAGUGGCAGCAGUCACUUGCAGGGCCCCGGGUCGUCGACCCUCCGCCGCUGGAGCGUGGAUGACGGCCGCGAGUAUCCCAUCCUCACCGAACGCGCAGCUGCCGUUGCGCGCUGGGUGCUGGAGGCGCCGGCCGGAGCGGGGUUGACGCGCCGGAAGAAGAAGGGCAGUGCCGCGAAGAAAGAGAAGACCGCUAAACCUGCGACCUCCGAGGAAUCAAUUGCCUAGCCGGAUGACGCAGGUGUCCAAAUACAGCGUAACCGUAAUACGAUAAAACAGCAGCGUAGAUGGAGUAGUUGAUUCUACUUGAAUGGGCAUCUAGAUAUGUCAACAGUGUGCCACGAGAUGAAGUGUAUUUGAACCAACUUAGCCUGUUACACUGGUCUUGCUGCUGCUGCUGCUGCUGCUCUGCUGUCCAGUGAUAUAUUCGCUCGUCGCCGUGUCAUUUGAUUUACCUGUGGAGGCAUGAACAAGUUUGGGGCCCUUUUGCGUCUAUCCAUCUCUUGCCCUGAACACGGUAAUACGGUGGAUGAUAGAUCGAACCAUAGUCAAUGUGCCCAAAAGAACAGGGGUAAAAGGCGCUUUCCCC
Molecule: messenger RNA, 3049 nt
Organism: Sodiomyces alkalinus F11
Lineage: Eukaryota; Fungi; Ascomycota; Sordariomycetes; Glomerellales; Plectosphaerellaceae
Exons: 7
Coding region: 1-2688 (895 amino acids)
Source: RefSeq, a predicted model, not a curated record